AAUUGCAUAAAAACAAUUUCAAUCUGGCAAAACAUUCAUGCUAUCUACGAUAUCAGAUUCUAAUCAAAUGUUAAGUGUUGUUGGCAUAUUCAUUCAAUACAUCAAUAUUUGUUAUAACAAAGACAGGCGGUACUAUCAUCAUCAUCACACAACAGACAAGGCAUUCCAAAUCACACAUUCUAAUAAUUAUACAGUCAUUUUGGAAGUAAUAUACAUAUCAUUGUUGUGCUACUAUGGUAUUUUAUUGUUAUUGCGUGUAGACAUAUGUUGUGAGAGGUUACCGUGUAUUGUAAUGAUGUCUGUGUCAUCUGCGACUGCUGCAGCGUCAACGCGCCCUAGAAAGGAUUCUAGAACUACAAGUCCUAAAGUCAGAUCUAUGACACCUAAACAAUCGGGAGUAGAGGGUUUAGAAGAUUUUCAAAGGAAAAGGUCUAGUACAUCAAAAUCUGCAGUAAAUGACUGUUGUAUUAUUUGCAUAAUCAUGUGCCUAGCUACAAUAAUACAGAUAUUUCACGGGAGCCCAGGAUGAUUAUAGAUGAAGAAAGACUUAAAGAAUGUUUAUAAAAAAUAUACCUUGAUCAAGGUUUUGAAAGAGAAUAUUCCACAAGACUGGUGAUAUUUGAUGAAAUGGAAUCCGAUUCUUUUAUGGAUAAUUAUAUGUAUAUAUAGCACGUGUGUUAAAAUAGUUUCAUUUUUAUAUAUUACAUGCUGACUGACAGUGUCAUUGAUUCUAUGAUAGCCUAGUUGGUUCUACUUUGUAAACUAAUUACAAGAUAAACCCUUUUAUGGUAACUAUCAUUAACUCUGGCGUCUACAUUUAGAAUAACUAUGGCAGUAUUAUAUAGAGUCAAUAUAAUACUUCCAUGGAAUAACCAACAACCGAAGAAGUAUAUAGCUAGUAUCGUAAAUCAUAGCAUCGGAACUAAGUCAUAAAAUGUUUCUAUUUGCAAUUAUUGCUCAGAAGAUAAUUAUUUUUAGUAAUCAAUUUACAUAAUUCCUAUAUAUAAGGACAGAACUUACACAUAAACUAAGUACAUUUAUUAUUUUAGCAGUGGUUUCACAUUAAAUCUGAGGGCCUUUGAAGACUUCUAAAUGUCGAUAGAAUGACAUUUAUAUUUUGUAAAUGCUAAGCGCAAGACGUGUAUUUUGAAGAUCGAGCUGAUAUACAUUUUGAUAUACGUAGAAUUUCAUAUUCAAUCGAAUUCGACUGAACAAAAUUUCAUAUGUCUUUACCGAAAUAGAUAAUGUUUAAAUUUCGAUGAGUGCUAUUUGCAGAUUCUGUUAUUUUUCUAAGUAAAAGAAAUUUAUAUUUUUAGACAUGCAAUACAUUUUAAUUCCAUAUCUCGGAUCUAAAAUAAAAAGCCAAUGAAAUUUGGCACUAUAUAAAGUUUUAUUUAUACAAUCGUUCAUUUGCAUUUCCGGUGAUUGACUUUUUUCUUUUUGUUUAAAAGGUUGUUUAACUGAUAUUGUUCAUCUAGACAUACAUUUAUAACAUGAGGGUACCGACAUUGCAUCUAUUUUGACAAUUUUGUCACCGACGUUUAUUCAUGAUCCAGACAAAAGUUUCCAUUCUGUGUUAUUUUGUAGAUCUAUGUAUCCACCAAUCUAAUUUUAAAUCCUUUUUUUUAAAAGCGAGAUUAAACCAACCUCCAAACGAUCUAUGAUUUUACCAAAUUGCACCAAUACAAUUUACAUUCGUAUAAAACGAAUAACUGUUGCAUUUUUUUUAUUUCUCAUAAUGUGUUUGAACAAUAUGACUUUAGUCCAUGCUAACUUUUCAAUUUUUUUUUAAAAGAAAUGCAUGCCUGUAACAUAUCUAAAUUGCUCAUUUUUCAAGGUUGACUAGCUAUUUGUCGACGUCUCAUGGCGACGUUUCUGAAGUUUUUACUUUUCGAAGUGGAUACUUCAUCUUUGAUAUGUACUUUGAAUGUUUUGUGCGUAUUCAAACAUAUGUAGCAAUGUUGGAAGACGCGCAUCAUGUCAAAGCAUAAAAGUACAGAUCUUUUAGUCUCUUGUAAAUCUUGAAAGAUUUCCACUGCUAUUUUUUUCUAAAUAGGUUUAAUUUUGGUACUCAGAUAAUGUGAUGUUACAUAUAUUACAUUUAUUAAUAAAGGUACAUUUGCUCGA
Molecule: messenger RNA, 2127 nt
Organism: Mytilus trossulus (common blue mussel)
Lineage: Eukaryota; Metazoa; Mollusca; Bivalvia; Mytilida; Mytilidae
Exons: 2
Coding region: 38-529 (163 amino acids)
Source: RefSeq, a predicted model, not a curated record